Messenger RNA from Epithele typhae, 552 nucleotides. RefSeq lists its product as uncharacterized. The record is from RefSeq and is a predicted model, not a curated record. The transcript has 3 exons. Lineage: Eukaryota; Fungi; Basidiomycota; Agaricomycetes; Polyporales; Epitheliaceae. The coding region runs from base 1 to 552 and encodes 183 amino acids.
AUGGUCGUCUCUGCCACCUACACCCCGCACAUAGAGCGAGAGGACCCCUUCAGCCUCGCCGGCUUCUUCCCAAGCCCCUUUUAUGCGCCCGCGCUCGAGGCCGCGCCCAGAGCACACGAAUGGGACUGGUUGCGCGCGUCCACCGAUGACGACGACGUGCCAAUUGAAUACCUCUCUGGGCGCGUUUCCCCCAUCUCCAGCGAUGACGACUGGUCGGUGCACACCCCAAGCCCGCACGACCUCGAGGACGCGUUCUCGCGGGUGAACGACUUCGAGGAGGAGACAAUCAAACGAGAGGACAAGCUGGGAGUUUUGGAAUUCAGCAGUGACACGCUCUUCCUGGCCUCGCGCCGGCCCGAACCUUAUGUCGACGACCGAUUGCUCUCGCCCUACACGCAGCCAGGUGACCCGUUGGAUGCUGAUGCAGUCUACGACGCUCUUCGGGCGCUGCGUACGGCACACAGUCUUCCGAAGGGGUCAGCUGCCGGGCACUGGGGAGCGCUCGUCUCCUGGGGUGUGAGCCGGGUAGUAGAUUAUCUGUCUCCCGUUUGA